Messenger RNA from Calliphora vicina (urban bluebottle blowfly), 980 nucleotides. RefSeq lists its product as uncharacterized. The transcript has a single exon. NCBI's taxonomy places the organism in Eukaryota, Metazoa, Arthropoda, Insecta, Diptera, Calliphoridae. The record is from RefSeq and is a predicted model, not a curated record. Bases 78 to 923 code for a protein of 281 amino acids. Gene Ontology annotation, biological process: transcription by RNA polymerase I.
UGUUAUGCACGUGUGUUUUUUGUUUUGAUUCUACGAGAUUUUAACUUUUUAAAUAUUUUAUAAAUUUAUUAAGUGCAAUGGCCCCUAAUGCCGAUCCAUUAACCUGUAAAGAAUCGUUCCUACAGGAGAAUCAAUCGUUUUCCGAGAUAGAGUUGACCAGUGAAUCCAAGCCUAUAGGAAAAUUACAUGACUUUGAUUUAUUGGAAAACGAAAUAUGGUUGUUACAGUGUCCCAAAGGUAUGGAUGUUACCGAGCUGGAAAGUCAAAAAUUAAAAAUGCCUGGCCGUACAAAUAUCAACAGCAGUGAAGCCGUAUCGAUGGAAUUUAACGAAGGCAAGGAACAACAUGCGUUUGCUUAUUGUAAUCGUAAGGGUCGUUAUGAUUUACGCUUGCUUCCCGUACGUGGGACAAUAGUUGUAAGAGAUCGCCUAAAAGCUGCAGAAACUAUAACUGCAGAACGUGCUGAAGAGUGUUGCCCUCCAACAAAAAGAGUCCCAUUGCCCGCUAGUAUACGGGUCAGACAUCCGUUACUGGGUGUACAGUAUGAAGAUAAACUAGAACUGGAUAAAUCAAUUGUAAAACGUUUGAAUAAAGCCGAUGAAAUUUCUGCGCAAAUAUUAAAAGAAAGCCUGAGUCAGAGAUGCAUAAUAAAAUCUGUAACCUCCUCUGGAAAAACCAGUCAGAAACGAGAUCAUAAAACUUCGCCAAUAGAAAUUAAUAGUGCUGAUGAUGAGGAUGCUGUGGAAUUUGUUGGUGAAGAAAAACUUAAAAAGAAAAAGAAGAAUACACGUAAACACAGUGAAAGCAAUGCUGAGGCAAACGACAGUGAUGAACAAUCUAAUAUUAAAAAGAAAAAAUCCAAAAAAUCUAAGAAAAAUGAAGAAGUAGUUUCGAAAGAUUUACAAUGGCUACAAAAUAUUUAAUAAAAGUUGUUUUAUUUUUCCUUAAAAUUAUUAUUUUAUAAUAAAAUUUAAACCAGU